AUGAUCACCAUUCUAGGAGCUGGCGUCAUUGGUCUCUCCACGGCCCUGGUUCUGGCUGAGAACGGCCACAAGGUGAAAAUUGUGGCUGCAGAUCUUCCUGAUGUCGCCGGAAGCGAUGGAGCCCCAGCCUCCUACGCUUCAGCAUGGGCUGGGGCCCAUUUCCGACCGUUCCCAGCGAAAAAUGAAGGCGAAAAACGCCUGGCUACAUACACGUUUGCCACUCAAAAGUUCAUGAACAAGCUGGCAGCAACACGUCCUGAGUCUUCUGUCCAGAUCAUUGAAGGUGUGGAUUGGUUGGAUGAACCUGACCAAUUUUACCAAAAGUACAAGGGGCAAGGCAUUCCCGAGUUCCACGUUUACGAACGAAACAAGACAGCUCAGCACGACGACGUGGAUCCCUUCGCUACAGUCCCUGAGUGUGUCAAUUGGAUAGCCACUUACAAGGCCUGGAGUGUCAAUGCUCCCAUGUACAUCCAAUGGCUGUAUCGAGAGCUUUUGUUUGUGUACGGAGUUGAAUUUGAGCGACGACGAGUGUCAUCUCUCAAGGAGUUGUUUGUUCCUGGCGUUUCUGUCGUCGUCAACUGUUCUGGAAACGGUCUGCAAUACGACGGCUCUCACGACCCGCACUGUUUCCCAAUUCGGGGCCAGACUCUGCUUGUUCGUGCACCCAGCGCCCACAAAUACAACAAUUCCACCAUUACUCACCAGGGCAAAGACGGAAACUGGACUUUUAUCAUCCCUCGUGGUCUGAAUGGGGGCUGGAUUCUUGGAGGCACCAAGCAGGUCAAGGAGAGUGAUCCCAAGCCCCGUGAAGCCGACACCCAGGCUGUCAUUGCGCGGGGGAAACUCAUAUUUCCUGAGCUUCUGUCCAGUAAUGGCGAGUUUGAUGUGAAGCGAGAGAACGUCGGUCUUCGUCCUGCUCGAGAGGGAGGUUCUAGAGUCGAGACUGAGAGAGUGAGUGAAGGAGCAGUUGUCCAUGGCUAUGGAUGUGGUGGCAGCGGCUAUGAAAUGUCGUAUGGCAUGGCUCUAGAUAUCGCUCGACUGGUCGAAGGUGUGCUGAGAAGGGACAGCAAGUUGUAA
Molecule: messenger RNA, 1080 nt
Organism: Yarrowia lipolytica CLIB122
Lineage: Eukaryota; Fungi; Ascomycota; Dipodascomycetes; Dipodascales
Biological process (GO): D-amino acid catabolic process
Cellular component (GO): cytoplasm
Molecular function (GO): FAD binding; D-amino-acid oxidase activity
Source: RefSeq, a predicted model, not a curated record